GGGGCCUCUUUUAUAAGGGCACUAAUCCCAAUCAGGGGACUCCAGCCUCGUGACCUAAUCCCCUCCCAAGGUCCCUACCUCCUAAUACCAUCACCUUAGGUGGGGAGAAUUUUAAAAUAUGAGUUUUGGGGGACACAAACAUUGAGUUCAUGCCAUGUGCUACGUGUCAGGCACAGAGCUAUGUGCAGAGGGUACAGGUGUGAAUAAGGUGGGCUAGUUCCUUAUUUUGGAGCACACUUGCCAUCUUUGACUCUUAGGUGCGUGGUUAAGACAUCUCUAUCUAGUUGACGGUCACUAUCAAUGCCUGAGUGCUUUGUAUUAGGGUACCACCGCCUGCAGUUAGUCUGCCGGGAAAGGCUGGGAUGAAGCCAUUCUUAUAUCCUUAAUAGAAAAAGUUCUGGGGUUCAUCCUGCAUGUAUGAGUAACUCUUCCACACAAGUCUGACGGCUUCUUCUGCAUCGCUACGUCCAAAUUCAGGACUAUGUCAGACUUGGACGGGCAUCAGAACCCUCGACUGAGCCUGGCGUUCUAAUCGGUUGUGUGUCUCCGUUCACUUCCAGAAUCCUUCUGUGACCUGAUGCGCUCUUCGGCUGAGCAGCCUGCAGCUGGCCUCAAGUGAGUCCCUUUAAGCGGAAACAUCUUACCGCCAUCGACUGCCGGCAUCUGGCUCUGAGUCAUCUGUCUGCGACCCAGCCCUUUGGUCAGAGAUGGACAAGCAGAGACCCGAACCAUGGACUCUACCCUAAACCCAGAACAAAGAGAGGGAGUAGGGGUCGAGGAUGUCCAAGAUACAACCGUGAGUUCUUCCUAGCUGGCCAGCAGCCGCGCACCAAUGACAUGGCCAGAAGCAAUUCUGUUGGCCAGGACAGCUGUCAGGACUCGGAGGGUGACAUGAUCUCUCCUGCAGAGAGCAGCUGCGCCCCACCUCAGGAGAGCCAUGGAGAAGCGAGGUUGGGCUCCUCGGGGUCUCCCCUGCCCACCAGGAAGCGGUCCCGGUCCUUUGAGGAGGACGAUGGUAAUCAGGCCACAGGGGCCGGCCAGUGGGAUGGACUUUCUAAGAAAACCCCGCGGCAUCAUCCGUCCCCGCCGUGCCCGAGGCCCGGGGAAGCGCGGCAGGAGGAGGUGGAGGACGGCGGGUCACGGCUCUCUGCAGAGUCUGGGGAAACCGACCAGGACGUAGGGGGCGUUGGCCCCGAUCCCGAGCCUGAUGAGCACUAUGGGCUUCUUGGGACCUUGCCCUGCCAGGAGGCGCCGAGUCCCAUCUGCAGCCUGCCCAGCGAGGUCCUGCGGCACGUGUUCGCCUUCCUCCCGGUGGAGGACCUCUACUGGAACCUGAGCCUGGUGUGCCACCUGUGGAGGGAGAUCAUCCGAGACCCGCUGUUCAUUCCUUGGAAGAAGCUGUAUCACCGGUACGUGAUGAACGAGGAGCAAGCAGUGAGCAAAGUGGACGGCGUCCUGUUGGCCUGUGGCAUAGACAAGGAGUCGGACCUGUGCGUGCUGAACCUCAUACGAUACACCGCCACCGUGAAGUGCUCCCCAAGCGUGGACCCUGAGAGGGUGCUGUGGAGCCUGAGGGACCACCCCCUGCUUCCCGAGGCCGAGGCGUGCGUGCGCCAACACCUGCCCGACCUCUACGCUGCCGCCGCCGGGGGCGUCAACGUCUGGGCCCUGGUGGCGGCCGUGGUCCUUCUCUCCGGCAGCGUGAACGACAUCCAGCAGCUGCUCUUCUGCCUCCGGAGACCUGGCUCCACGGUGACCAUGCCGGACGUCACCGAGACGCUGUACUGCAUAGCCGUGCUUCUCUACGCCAUGCGGGAGAAGGGCAUCAACAUCAGCAAUAGGAUUCACUACAACAUUUUCUAUUGCCUAUAUCUUCAGGAGAAUUCCUGCACUCAGACCACAAAAGUUAAGGAGGAGCCAUCCGUCUGGCCAGGCAAGAAAACCAUCCAGCUUACACACGAACAACAGCUGAUUCUGAAUCAUAAGAUGGAACCUCUGCAGGUGGUGAAGAUUAUGGCAUUUGCAGGCACCGGGAAGACCUCCACCCUGGUCAAGUACGCGGAGAAGUGGUCUCAGAGCAGGUUCCUGUACGUGACGUUCAACAAGAGCAUCGCCAAGCAGGCCGAGCGCGCCUUCCCCAGCAACGUCACCUGCAAGACCUUCCACUCCAUGGCCUACGGGCACGUCGGGCGCAAGUACCAGUCAAAGAAGAAGUUGAAUCUCUUCAAGUUGACGCCCUUCAUGGUCAAUUCCGUGCUCGCUGAGGGGAAGGGCGGGUUCAUACGGGCCAAGCUCGUGUGCAAGACGUUGGAGAACUUCUUCGCCUCGGCCGACGAGGAGCUGACCAUCGACCACGUGCCCAUCUGGUGUAAGAACAGCCAAGGGCAGAGAGUGAUGGUGGAGCAGAGCGAGAAGCUGAACAGUGUCCUCGAAGCCAGCCGCCUCUGGGACAACAUGCGGAAGCUGGGGGAGUGCACGGAAGAGGCCUACCAGAUGACUCACGACGGCUACCUGAAGCUCUGGCAGCUGAGCAAGCCUCUGCUGGCCUCUUACGACGCCAUCUUCGUGGACGAGGCCCAGGACUGCACCCCAGCCAUCAUGAACAUAGUUCUGUCCCAGCCCUGUGGGAAAAUCUUCGUAGGGGACCCGCACCAGCAGAUCUACACCUUCCGCGGUGCGGUCAACGCUCUGUUCACGGUCCCCCACACCCACGUCUUCUAUCUCACGCAGAGUUUCAGAUUCGGCGUGGAGAUAGCUUACGUGGGCGCUACCAUCUUGGACGUCUGCAAGAGAGUACGGAAAAAGACUCUGGUCGGAGGAAACCAUCAGAGUGGCAUCAGCGGUGACGCAAAGGGGCAGGUGGCCCUGCUGUCCCGGACCAACGCCAACGUGUUCGAUGAGGCCGUUCGAGUGACUGAAGGAGAAGUACCUUCAAGGAUACACCUGAUUGGGGGGAUUAGAUCAUUCGGAUUGGACAGAAUCAUCGAUAUCUGGAUCCUCCUUCAGCCCGAGGAAGAGCGGAAGAAACGAAACCUGGUCAUCAAAGACAAAUUCAUCAGAAGAUGGGUGCACAAAGAAGGCUUCAGCGGCUUCAAGAGGUACGUGACUGCCGCCGAGGACAAGGAGCUGGAGGCCAAGAUCGCAGUGGUGGAGAAGUACAACAUCAGGAUCCCAGAGCUGGUGGAGAGGAUAGAGAAAUGCCACAUCGAAGACCUGGACUUCGCAGAGUACAUUCUGGGCACCGUGCACAAAGCCAAAGGCUUGGAGUUCGACACUGUGCAUGUUUUGGACGAUUUUGUGAAAGUGCCUUGUGCCAGGCAUAACCUGCCCCAGCUCCCCCACUUCCGCGUCGAGUCGUUUUCUGAGGACGAAUGGAAUCUCCUGUAUGUCGCAGUCACCCGUGCCAAGAAGCGUCUCAUCAUGACCAAGUCGCUGGAGAACAUCCUGACCCUGGCCGGGGAGUACUUCCUGCAAGCCGAGCUGACGAGCAACGUGCUGAAGACGGGAGUGGUGCGCUGCUGCGUGGGGCAGUGCAACAACGCCAUCCCCGUGGACACCGUGCUCACCAUGAAGAAGCCUCCCAUCACUUACAGCAACAGGAAGGAGAACAAGGGCGGCUACCUGUGCCACUCCUGCGUGGAGCAGCGCAUCGGGCCCCUGGCCUUCCUGACGGCCUCGCCGGAGCAGGUGCGCGCCAUGGAGCGCACCGUGGAGAACAUCGUGCUGCCCAGGCACGAGGCCCUGCUCUUCCUCGUCUUCUGAGGCCGAGGGGCUCGUGGCUGCCGCGGACCCCGAGAGAGCCCGGGCGGGGCGCGGUGGGGCGGGGCGCCCGCUGCCCGGGACUCCAAGUCCAUCCAUGGAGCAUCUUCCGAGGAAGAAGGGACCCGCCGGCGCUGCACCUGCCAUUGCUCCUCCGCGCCUCAGACAGCCAGUCCCCACCUGCCAGUCCUCGCGCAUCGGGCCGGGCAAGCGGGAGACGUUCUUUUGAUAAAAAAAACAAACAUUUUAUGUAUUUAAACUUUUAUUACCAGGUUUCAAUUAAACAGGCAUUGUAGCACUGGUGUAA
Microcebus murinus (gray mouse lemur) is the source of this 4066-nucleotide messenger RNA. The record is from RefSeq and is a predicted model, not a curated record. Lineage: Eukaryota; Metazoa; Chordata; Mammalia; Primates; Cheirogaleidae.